Solanum tuberosum (potato) is the source of this 1041-nucleotide messenger RNA. RefSeq names its product NAD(P)H-quinone oxidoreductase subunit M, chloroplastic. The transcript has 3 exons. The coding region runs from base 81 to 713 and encodes 210 amino acids. Gene Ontology annotation, molecular function: oxidoreductase activity, acting on NAD(P)H, quinone or similar compound as acceptor. Lineage: Eukaryota; Viridiplantae; Streptophyta; Magnoliopsida; Solanales; Solanaceae. The record is from RefSeq and is a predicted model, not a curated record.
ACCAACAUUCAAUAAAAGGCCAUAAAAAUCACACAUAACAAACCACUAGGGAAAAAAGGAGCCAAAAGAAAGGGGGAAACAUGGCAGCAACUUCAACAUACAUGGCUUCAACCCAUUUCAGCAUGUUAAGUUGGAGCACAAAGGGAAAGAAUAAACAACUCAAAAGGAGAAACUUUUUCUCAGUUUCAGCACAGCAAGCAGAAGUUGAAGAGCUAAAAGUAGAAAAAGAAGAAGAAAAGAAAGAAGAAGAAAAACAAGGAGAGGCAAUGAAGAAGCCAAGGCCAGUAGAACCACAAAUAAAUGUGCAGAGCAAGAACAUGACCAGAGAACAUGGAGGACAAUGGCUCAGUAGUGCUACUAGACAUGUUAGAAUAUAUGCAGCUUAUAUUGAUCCUGAAACCUUUGCUUUCGAUCAAACACAAAUGGAUAAACUCACACUUCUUCUUGACCCUACUGAUGAGUUUGUGUGGACUGAUGAUACUUGUACCAAAGUCUAUUCUUACUUCCAAGAACUUGUUGAUCAUUAUGAGGGAGCUCCAUUGACGGAGUACACGCUUCGUCUGAUAGGUUCAGACAUAGAGCACUACAUAAGAAAGCUUCUCUAUACUGGAGAAAUCCAAUACAACAUGAAUGCAAGAGUUCUUAACUUCAGUAUGGGGAAACCAAGAGUUGGGUUCAAUUACAAUGGACAAAUGGAAGAUGUAAACCAGUAAAUUCAGCUUCUAAGGAGAUCCAGGCAGCGUCUGGAGACAUUCUGCAUCCUCCCAAGGCUGGAAUGCAUCUUGCUGAGUUAGAUGCUGGAGAUAUUGAAACAAAAUAUACUUUUAGUAUAAGCCACUAGCUUCUGCAGAACAAGCAAUAUGAGAAAGAUAAUGGUGAAUGAAAAAAUUCAUGCUUUUAAUUGAGAUGAAAGGCAGUAAUUAUCCGUUGGUCCUUGUUCUCAUUCUGUUGGUCAAUCUUUGUAACUACUGAAAUUCCAUUGGUUCAAACCUCAUUUAUACAUCAGAAUUUUGACAAUAAGAUACAUGGACGUAGAAUUUA